UAAGGUUUUUUUUUUUCUUUUCUGCAAAUUCACUGCGAAGGCUCGUUUAAAAUCUUCACAAUGCCUACACGCUGGUGUUGUGUGCCGGGGUGCAACGCGGAUGACAGAAAACGGUGGAAAAGUAUCCGCUUGAUGGAGGAGUUACUUUCUACUCUUUUCCCCACGCAGGUAAAGAGGCAAGACGGAGGAAAACACGGAUCCACAUGGUUCGACCUGACCAGUUUGGGCUGCCAAAAGUACAUUCGAAAGUUUGCUCCAGGCAUUUUGAAGGCGGCGCAGGACCGACAGAAACUCACCCAGUUCCGACUAUAUUUAAUGGCAGCAUGCCGGCCAAGCAGAGAGCCUCCGCGGUCUGGGGGGAGGUUCGCCCCACGGGCGGCUGCACCGGCCCGGUACCGGUCCCUUGGGGCUCACAGAUAGGUACCGAAAAUAUGGAUAUUGAUCAUGAUAAGGAGAACUACAAUUCUGUGAUGUUUAAGGACAUCGUAGGUGAGGUGGAGCUGGGAGGUCCUUCUGUCCCCGUCAGAGCUGGAGUUUCAGAAAGGAUGAAAUUGUUGCAGGUUACCUGUGUGACACCACAACCCCAAGGCCAUGAUUAUGUCCACACAGAUGUCUCACCAACAACAUCAACAGCUACACAAACACUCCUUACCUGUGAAACCAUCAAGCAGCUUGAAGAUCUGGCAGGAAUCCCUCCAUCAAAGAGUUCUCUUGAUGACUUUGUGUCCAGAACCGUACUGGAGAGUGACGACAGAGUGAACUUCGAUGCAUGCAUCAAACCUUCAUCCACUCUUAAAGACUUGCAGCAGGUAUUGGUGAAUAAAGUUGUUCUCCCUGAACAGCAGGAAUGGAAUCAGAGUCUGGACCAAAAGGACUCAAGGCCUCCAAACAUUAAAGAGGAACAGGAGGAUCUCUGGGGAAAUCAGGAAGGAAAGCAGCUUCAUGGGCCGGCGGAGGCUGAUAUCACCGAGUUACCAUUCACUGUUGUCUCUGUGAGGAGUGAAGAUGAAGAAAAGCCACAGUCAUCAGAGCUUCAUCAAAACCAAAGAGAUGAGAGCGCAGAAGUGGAGCUUCUUCCCAGCAACUCAACUGAACACAGAACACUGAAAGUAGAAGCUAAAGACGAGGACUGUGGAGGAUCCCAACCAGCCAGAGACUCGGGUUUACAGCCAGAUACUGAUGACAUGCGGCAGCUGUUGGUGAGUAAAGAAGAAGUUCUCCCUGAGCAGCAGGAAGAGAAACGGAAUCUGGACCAAAAGGACUCAGAUCCUCCAGACAUUAAAGAGGAACAGGAGGAUUUCUGGGAAAGUCAGGAGGAAAAGCAGCUUCAUGGGCUGGAGGAGGCUGAUAUCACUGAGUUACCUUUCACUGUUGUCUCUGUGAAGAGUGAAGAUGGAGAAAAACCACAGUCAUCACAGCUUCACCAAAACCAAAAAGAUGAGAGCGCAGAAGUGGAGCUUCUUUCCAGCAACUUAACUGAGCACAGAACACUGAAAGUAGAAACUAAAGAGGAGGACUGUGGAGGAUCACAACCAGUCAGAGACUCAGGUUUACAACCAGAUACUGAUGGUAAGAGUUUAAACUUUUCUCCGUCAUUUGAGGGGGGAAAAGAUGGCUGUGAACAUCGGCCGCUGCAGAAGCAGCCUUCGAAAUGGGACAUAUGGGCCUAG
Thalassophryne amazonica is the source of this 1670-nucleotide messenger RNA. RefSeq lists its product as uncharacterized. Lineage: Eukaryota; Metazoa; Chordata; Actinopteri; Batrachoidiformes; Batrachoididae. The record is from RefSeq and is a predicted model, not a curated record. The transcript is spliced from 5 exons. Bases 204 to 1670 code for a protein of 488 amino acids.